Folsomia candida is the source of this 5824-nucleotide messenger RNA. RefSeq names its product cation/H(+) antiporter 19. NCBI's taxonomy places the organism in Eukaryota, Metazoa, Arthropoda, Collembola, Entomobryomorpha, Isotomidae. The coding region runs from base 2833 to 5472 and encodes 879 amino acids. Gene Ontology annotation, molecular function: antiporter activity. Gene Ontology annotation, cellular component: membrane. Gene Ontology annotation, biological process: proton transmembrane transport. The transcript has 7 exons. The record is from RefSeq and is a predicted model, not a curated record.
ACACCAGUUUAUUUGCAGUGUACACUCACAAGUAUGUAGUAACAAUUAAGGUUGAUAUUGAUUACACAUUUGUACAUAUAUAUGUACGUAUUUAUAUACUUGUCUGUGUUUAACUUAAAUUACUUGCUUUCACAUGUUGCUACUUUAUCUAAACCAUAAGUAAAAUAAUUUAUAUGUAUGCAAGCAUGUAUGUAGGCACGUGCAUGAAAAGCCAUUUGUUCAUAUUGAAGGCAACAAAUUCUGAAGUGUACAACAGAUUAGCCAACAAGGAAAAAUAAUAUUUUAAGCUUUGAACGAGAUAAUUUUCCUCUAAUCUUAAUGCUAGCAGUAAAUUUUCCGAUACAUCUGUAUUCCGUUGCGUACUGAAUAGUAACAACAAUUUUUUGGCGCUUUUUAACUACCAAACCAUUUAUUUUUAGAAAUAUUAUUUUGCCUGCUAGAUAAUUACACAUGUUUGUGUAGCACAAUUACUGAUAUUCUAUGAGCUGCUAAUUAUGUACACACCAGAUUGUUUUGCAUUACCAGUUACACGCAUCGUGUAUACAUAUAUAAUAGUCAGCAUAUCGGGGAUUUAAAAAAAUGUAAUAGUCAAUGGAGAUUUAUCAAGUUGACGAAAGGAAAAUGUACAAUUUCCAAAAAAUAGAUACAUGUAUAUUACAAAAUGUACGUAUAACUUUGUAUGCUAAAUUACAUAUGUACGUAAUUGCAUGGCAAGGGAUAUUACAAAAAUUUGUAGGAUGCAGUACACAAAUGUGUACAAUAAGUUACUAUAUUUUGAAAAAUACUUUGAUGGUCAACUGAUACAAAAUUGUUGCACUAAUGUACAUAAUUUGUUAGCCAAGGACAGUAGUUAAGCACAUCAAUAAGCACAGUUUAAGUAAACUUUUCUUUGAAAUCGUUACCAAUAAAAACACAUUCUUGCAUGCAUAUGUAUGUCCUGCGUAAGUAAUGUGAUUGAUUUCAGCUGGAAUAUGCAGAAUCUGCAUUGUACAUACAUAACCAUGUAGAUUAAUGCAUCUUAUCUUUCCCAUAUGAUAUGCACAUCGCUCUGUGUCAUUGAGGCAAAAAUGUUUCCUAAUCCAUCACAUCCUUCUCGUACCGUCCCUCAUCUUAAUUCUGACACAUUGUGACAAUGUCAAUGUCAUAUGAUUUUAAUUUCAAUUUUAUACACAUUCACGACCAAGGUGAAAGACUACGCAAGAAUCACUUAAAUUCAGUACAUUCUGGAAAUGAUCCGCUUCAAAGGGAAAAAUACCGAUAUUUGCCAUUCCAAAUUAUUACUUUUACACUAUGAAUACAAAUUUAAAGGAUGUGACUGUCUCGAAAUACCAACCUCAAUUGGUCAUGCUUAUUUAGUUACUGCUACCGUCUCAUGUCGGUGCUUUAUGACCACAAUUUGAACGUAUGUAUUAAUACAAUCCGUUCCAGAUAGCCUCAUGAUGGUGAUAAUUAUCAUUUUAAAAUAGAAAUUACAAUUUUUGAGCAGGUUAAAACUUGAAGAAAUUAGUUACCCUCACGCAAUUGAACCAUUGUGGUAGAAAAAUUGAAAAACAAACAUGUACAAAUUUCUUGUAUGGUCAUUUACAAUUUAAAUAUUGGAAACUCCUUUCGCUCCCGAAAACCAUCAUUAGUUAAUGAUGGAGAUGUGUUACGUAUGUUCAAUUAAGGGGAGAGGGAACGUUCAUAAAUUAGAAUGAGGCAAUUCACGCAGUGAUUGGGAACUUUGUAAAAUCUGGAAAUUUUGUGAAAUAAUUUUACAAAUUUUUAUAAAAUAAAAAAGCCCUUGAUCUGAGUAAGUUUAUAAAAAUUUGCAAGGUAAUUUUCUUCAGAAAAGUUGGUAAAAUUUGGUAAAAGUUUAUAAAUGUACGGAUUUUACAGUAUUACCAAAAACCGCGUGAAUUAAUUCAAUGAUAUACAUAAUUUUUGCGAAAUCCAUGCGAAAUGCUGGAUUUUAAGCCACAUAAUUCAUGCCCGUUCCCGUAUCGACUUCUGAAAAUUAUUUGUUAAGUAUUUAUCUAAUCAGGUUUUGCAUAAUGACGUUCACCACAAAUAACUCCAUUACAGUUAUUGUAAAAUCUUAUGUCAAAGAAGGCGUAAUUAAGUUUAGCAUAAUUUUGGAGAGUUUGAGUCUAAAUUUUGUUAUGUUUGUCUUCCAACUUCUAAUUGAUUUUUGUUAUGUGAUGAUGACUUAAUGGUGAACCUGAAAACCUUAGGAUUUUGUUAUGUCAAAUCUUUCACUUAACGACAAGUAGUGUGCGUGAAUUUGAAUUCAAUCCGGUUUUUUCAGGUAAAUACUAACCUAAUUUCAAUUUCUCAUGAAUUUUUGUAAAAAAAAUAAAUGUUGGGAUAAAUCAAAUCGAAAUAUUCAAUUAGCUGUUUCUUUUUUUACAAAUAAAAGACAUCAAUUAAGGCUUUCUUGUGUAUAUUACAGGCAAGAUAAUGUAGACAAUUAUGUACUAAUUUAUUCGAACUUUAAAGAAGAGAGGUUAGAAAGUCUGAACUACACGCUUAACUCAACAAAGGUAGCGUUGAGGAAUUAUUUUUAACGUUAAACGUAUGCCAUAAUUUAAAUUGGUUCCAUCCCGCAUGUGUAAAUGGACAAAGAUUUUUUAGCUGAAAGAUAAUAAUAGCUUGGUAAAUGGAGCACAUUACUUCAGACGCCUUCUUGCCAGCAGGAAAGCACAAAUUGUGCAACUGUACAUAGUUGUUACAUUUUAAUAUUUUUAGAAAAUUUUGAGCAAAUUAAACUCGCUGAUUUGUGAGAUAUUCGAAAAUCUGGCUACAUAAUUUCUAAGAUAUUAGAAAACCUGGCCAAUUUGUGACAUUAGAACCAUGUCCAAUCACAGCGUUGUGCAGCAUUUGGCUGCAACGUUGAUACACAAUAUGACAAAUGCGAGCCACGAAGGGAUGCCCGACGCGCAUGCGCAUGGAAAUCAUACAAUCACCGAGGGGGGAUUUUUAUCGGGACGAAAUCCCUUCGUUUUUGUGGCGUCCGCUCCACUGCCUACUUUUAUCGUGCAACUUGUCGUUAUCGUUUCCAUGUCGAGAUUUGUCAAAUUAUUCCUUUCGCCAAUUAAGCAACCUGCCGUGAUUGCGGAAACCAUUUCUGGGAUCAUACUCGGUCCAACUUGCAUGGGCCACAUUCCGUACUUUUCGGAAACUAUAUUUUCCAAACCGUCCCUCCCAUUUCUCAACCUCAUGUCCAACUUUGGCCUGGUUCUUUUCCUCUUCCUCGUCGGACUCGAACUGGAUCCUCGCAUGUUGAAGAAAAGUAUUCGAAAUAGUUUGGCCAUCUCACUCACUGGAAUGGCACUUCCGUUCGCCUUAGGUGCUGGGGUUUCGUACAUCCUUUACACCUACAUCGAACCACCCUCGCAUCAGAACGGCUUCACCAAAUAUUUCUUGUUUCUCGGCGUUGCCAUGGCGAUCACUGCUUUCCCUGUCCUCGCCAGAAUCCUGACCGAACUCGGCCUCCUAAAAACCAAAGUUGGCGGCAUCACGAUAUCCGCCGCUGCCGUUGACGACGCCACGAGCUGGUGCCUCCUCGCCCUCGUCAUCUCCCUCAUCAACGCGGGCUCCGGCCUCAUCGCGCUCUACGUCUUCCUCAUGGGCCUCGGCUACUCGCUCUUCCUCAUCUUCGUCGUCCGCCCCCUCUUCGUCCGCCUGCUCCGACGAUCUGGCGCCUUCGACUCGACGCCAUCCCAAGUCAUGAUGUUCCUCACGCUCAUGAUCGUCUUCGUCUCCGCCUUUAUCACGGACGCGAUCGGGAUCCACGCCAUUUUCGGCGGCUUCCUCGCCGGUAUCAUAAUGCCCCAUGAGGGCGGUUUCGCCUACCACAUCACCGAAAAACUUGAAGACAUCGUCGCCAUCUUAUUCCUUCCCUUGUACUUUGCCCUCUCCGGCCUGCGAACCUCAAUCGGCUCUUUGGACGACCCCAUUAGCUGGGCCAUCGUCCUUCUCGUCAUUUGCGUCGCCUGUUUCGGCAAAAUCUUCGGCUGCACCCUGGCCGCCAAAGUGACCAAGAUGAACUGGCGGGAAUCCAUCACGGUCGGAUGUCUCAUGAACUGCAAAGGCCUGGUCGAACUCAUCGUCCUAAAUUUAGGCUACGACGCCCAAGUAAUAUCCCAACGCACCUUCGCCAUCAUGGUCAUCAUGGCUUUGGUCACGACCUUCAUCACCGUCCCGCUCGUGUCCUUCAUCUACCCGCCCCUUUACCACGACAAACCAGAAGAACCCGCCAAUUCCACGCAUCACAAGGGGAAGAAAAACGGCCCGCCAAGUGUGCUCGUCUGCGUCAACAAGAUCGAGCAAGUCCCCCCAAUCUUAAGCGUGAUUCACCUCCUCCAAUCCAAACUGAACACCGUGGUCCCCAAAGACUCGAGGAAAGGGUCGCACCAAAGCCAGUCCUCCACUUCGGGCGGAAUAAACCCCUGCCUCCGCCCCCAGAAGGAUGUCGACAUCACAAAACCCGCCAAAACUACGACCGGCGUCGUAAUCAAUUCCCUCCGGCUUAUCGAACUCACAGAGCGGGAUUCCUCCGUCAUGCUGCAAACGUCUCAAGACGCCUUGAAAGACGACCCGGUCACUAAAAUGUUGCGAACUUUCUGCGAAAUGAACAAGAGCAAGAGCCACGUCCGCAGUUUGAGCAAGGUCGUCACCAUGAACAGUUUUGGCGACACGCUGGUCAAGACUUCGGAACAGGUCAAUGCAAAAUACAUCUUGAUCCCGUGGAGUGGAAGUGGGUCGAUGAUUGAAGACAUGCCGAUCGGGCCGAUCCAGCAGGCUUUUGGGGAGCACAGGCAACGCCGGCAGUCCAUCCACACGCCCGUCCAGCAUGCCAACUUUAUCCAAGAUUUGCUGGCCGGGUCGACCUGCACCGUGCUGAUUUUGGUGGAUCGAGGUCUGGACGUCACGUCGCCGAGUAUCUUGUCAAUUUCGAAUGGGCAAACGCAAGUGCAAACGUAUCAGCAGAUUUAUCUCCCAUAUUUCGGCGGGCCGGAUGAUAGGGAAGCGUUGGAAAUUGUGAUCGGCUUAUCGGCCGUGCCUGGCGUCAAGAUAAAUGUGAUUCGGUACAAGAAUAUAAUUUCGAGGAGAUAUUCAGGGAAUUCGGACAUGGGUUCGGGCGAGAGUAACGAUACGAUCGAGCAGCCAGAAAUGUUGGUGCUGGAUGCGCAGGAUGAUGAUUUGAUUCGGCUGUAUUUCGGGGGGCAGGGGAAGAAUAAUAUGUUGUAUUCGGAGGUGGAGUCGUAUACGCCGGUGACGACGGCGUUGCAGUUUUUGGGGCAGUUGAGCAGUAGUGAUUUAGUCAUUAUUGGGCGGGGGAAUACGAGGAUGCAGAAUAGUUUGCAGUUUAAGAAUGGGGAUAAUGAGAGAAGGAAGGUUUUGGGGGAUGUGGCAGAGUCGUUUUUGCUUUGUCCGUGUAACGCGAGCGUGCUGGUGGUGCAGUCGAAUAGGUUGACGACCAAGUUGUAGGGGGGGAGGGCUGGUUUUAUUUUGUAUUUAUAGAUAGAUAAGUAAUGUUAAUGGUUAUUGAAAUAUGUUUUGAUAAAAUGAGUUGGAAAGAAGUAGUAUUUUUUAUAAGGUGUUCAGUAAAUACACAAUGCAAAAUUCGAAAAUUGUUCUCUAACAUAGUCCGUGUAACGAAAAAAUAAUAAUUUCAGCUAAAUGUAGUCGGAAUAAAAUGAAAACAUUGUACCUAACAUAAAUAAGUAAACCAAAAUGAUAUCCUUUUGUAUGGAUAUAUUUUAGUUAAUAUGUAAUUUUGAUAAUAAAUUUGCGUAUGAAUGAAUUAUCAAUAAAGUUUGUAUGUAUCUUGAAAGUUUCA